GGGAAGUCCACAGGGCUGGCAGAGGGACAGAGCUGCUCGCUAGGGGCAGGAAUGCAGCAGCCUAGUGUACUCUGAUGAAAGCCCUGUUUUUUCCCUUUGGGCUCUCCUGGGCCUCUUUUCAGUGGACCUUGGUAGGUGUGUCUCAGGCAUGAAAAGCCUGGGAGAGAAGAAUUCAUUUUGCCAAAGGAUCUAUGCCAGAAAUAAUAGAAGACCUCAGUUGGCCAGCAAAUUCCCGAGCACCCGGCUUUGGUCCAGCUGGUGAUGAGAUGGGGGCCGGCCAGUCUUUGUGCUUCCCACCCAUCUCGGGACCCCAUCACAUUGGCUGCACGGAUGUAAUGGAGGGUCACAGUCUUGAGGGGAGCCUCUUCCGACUCUUCUACCCUUGCCAAGCAUCAGAGAAGUGCGAGCAGCCCCUGUGGAUUCCCCGCUACGAGUACAGCAUGGGUCUGGCCGAUUACCUGCAGUAUAACAAGCGCUGGGUGGGGUUGCUGUUCAACAUGGGUAUCGGAUCUUGUCGCUUGCCUGUUAGCUGGAACGGCCCCUUUAAGGCAAAGGAGUCUGGAUACCCUUUGAUCAUCUUGUCCCAUGGCCUAGGAGGGUUCAGGGCGCCAUACUCGGCCUUCUGCAUGGAGCUGGCCUCCCGUGGCUUUGUGGUUGCUGCCAUAGAGCACAGGGACCAGUCAGCUGCGGCCACCUACUUCUGCAAGCAGACCUCCCAGGAGAGCUCUCCUGCUGAAUCUCUGGAGGAGGAGUGGCUCCCCUUCCGUCGAAUCAAGGAAGGGGAGAAGGAGUUCCAUGUUCGGAACCCUCAGGUGCACCAGCGGGUGAAAGAGUGUGUGCGCGUGCUGCGGAUCCUUCAGGACGCCUCCGCUGGGAAGACUGUGGUCAAUGUCUUCCCAGGUGGACUGGAUCUGAUGACCUUGAAGGACAGCAUCGACACGAGCCGCGUGGCUGUGAUGGGUCACUCCUUUGGAGGAGCUACGGCUGUUCUUGCUUUGUCCCAGGAAGUCCAGUUUCGGUGUGCUAUAGCCCUGGACGCUUGGAUGUUCCCUCUGGAACGGGACUUUUACCCCAAAGCCCGGGGCCCUGUGUUCUUUAUCAACGUCGAGAAAUUCCAGACGGUAGAGAGCGUCAACUUGAUGAAGAAGAUCUGUGCCCAGCACGAGCAGUCCAGGAUCGUGACUGUCCUAGGCGCUGUUCAUCGGAGUCAAACUGACUUUGCCUUUGUGACGGGCAACCUGAUUGCUAAAUUCUUUUCCAGUAACUCUCGUGGUACCUUGGACCCUUAUGAAAGUCAGGAGGUCAUGGUGAGGGCCAUGUUGGCCUUCCUGCAGAAGCACCUUGGUCACUUUGGACUGUCAUGCUUUCGGAGCCCAUGUGGGGCAAACAGUAUUGUCCUCGGAACACAGACGCCAAGGAGCCCCUCAGAAGCUCAGUGUCUUUGAGGUUUCGCAAGUAUGUCUUGUCAGGAAACGUCCUGAGUAGGUUGAGAUGGGCAGGAAACUAUUAACAGAGCUGAGCUGCCCUAUGCACGGGCCACAGAGGACACCGGGUUGACCAGCUCAGCUUGGGGAAUGUCCCUAGAGAGGUCUGAGGUCAGCUUCGUCUCGCCUCUUACUCAAACCAGGGAGCUUGAGUUGUAUGCUUUGUUUUGUUUCUGGUUUUGGUUUGUUUUUUUUGAGGCCAUCCCUCAAUUUAAGUCAAGGAACCGAUCCAGUCUGCUUCAUCCUGUUUCGUUGAAUAUUGAUGCUCAUGUUGGCCUAACGACAUGCUGGAGUUCUGCCUGUUUAAUUGACAUUAGAGUGAGUUGGAGAGCCAUCUGGAAGUGACUUUUCUGAUUUCCUUUGUUUGCUAAUCAUGUGUGCCCACACAGAAAAAAAAACUGAAGACUUCCCAGAGUUCCAAGCUCUGUGGAAAGGCCCCCCUAGGACUGUGUCGCUGCCAUAUAAGAUCUGUCCCCUGAAUCCAAGGACGGAAGAGCCGCAGAAGAACAAGUACAGAUCAGAAGUGUUUCUCUGCACAGUAUUCCAAGGUCAGGGCCACUGAAUCGAUCCAGAGAGGUGUCACACAUCAGGAGGCCCCUCAGGCAUGGCUUUGCAGCCCCACAGCUGAGCUUGGCUCCAACGCUGCAUAAAUCGGAGCAGAUCCUGCCCAUCUUCCCAACCUCAAUUCCUGCAUAUGUAAAAUGAGGGCCUGCGUUAGGAACGGUUGGAAUGAUUGAGUGGAGGGUUGGGUGACCCCUGGGUUAUUAAAUGUGCAUUUCCCACGUCCCACACACAUGCUUUCUAAUCGCUUGAAUAUUAAAUGUUUACAAGUCAGAAUGUCCCAUAUGAUCUCUACCCUUCAAAAUUUGUCAAAAUAUGAUUGUUGGCCCACUCACUGUAUGAUUAAAAGGUCUAUAUCCACUCUGAA
This is a messenger RNA of Mus caroli (Ryukyu mouse), 2412 nucleotides long. RefSeq names its product platelet activating factor acetylhydrolase 2 (gene Pafah2). The record is from RefSeq and is a predicted model, not a curated record. Lineage: Eukaryota; Metazoa; Chordata; Mammalia; Rodentia; Muridae. Gene Ontology annotation, molecular function: 1-alkyl-2-acetylglycerophosphocholine esterase activity.